AUGAGCCCGCUCUGGUGUUUGCUCUGGGCGGCCGUGACCUUCGGUCGGACAUCCGCCAUAGAGCUGCCCGGACGCGGCGGACGUCAAGGAGGUGUUUUAUCGAAGCCGUCUUAUGGUAAUGAUGUAUCGAGGGAACUCAAUCCCAACAGGCCCAAUGUAACAUAUGUUAUGAUUGUGCCAAGCACAAGGUUCGAAAGCGUCCGACGUAAAUACCGUAGCACGAUUAACGAAGCGCUCAGCUCGAUAAAACACGGCAAGGUUCCUGGGAACCAUCUCAACAAGCACUACGCCCUGCAAUUCCAACAAGUGUAUCUCAGCUUGACACCAACGCCGAGAGAGAUUCUCGAUACACUUUGUAAGGAAAUCCUGAACGCUUCGGUGUUGACGGUAGGAUACUUCACCAAUUCCGAAACGUUCGGUUCGAACGCUGCUUCAGUCGAAUACGUUCAUCAGCUCUUGGGCUACCUCGGGAUUCCUGUCAUCUCAUGGAAUCCUGACAACAUCGCGCUCGAUGAAAGGGUUACCGACGCUCACAUAUUGGGCUUGUCACCGUCUGUGGAUCACCAAGUGAACUCGAUAUUUGACUUUCUGGAUCGGUACCAGUGGACGCAAUUCUCGAUCAUCUCGACGCAGCUGGGCGGCCAUGAAAAUUUCAUCCGUGCGAUGCGAGAGAAGGUUUUCCACAGACAGCACAAAUACAGCCUGAUCGCCGCUCACAUCCUUCCGCGGGGCAGGGAUCGCGAGAAAUACUUUACCCUUUUACAACCAUUAGCGGAAAGUGAAGCGCGGGUGAUCAUCCUGUUCUGCGGGACAGAAGACGCUCGUGAAAUAUUCGCGGCAGCUACGAAGCACGGGAUCACAGGCAAGAACUACGCGUGGAUUGUUACGCAGGCGGUCAUCGGGACGGCGGAGCGAGCCCCUGCUGAAUUCCCCGUGGGUCUCAUUGGGAUGUACUACAAUUUUACGCUGCCAGUUCUAUUGGACGAAAUGGAAAAGUCCAUGUACAUUUUUGCCUCGGCUCUAGAGCGGCUCGUGAAUCAUACCAGGACCGCAAAUCACAGUAUCCAGUUGUCGACUGGACUCACGUGUAAUGCCACGGAGUAUAGCUAUUGGAGAAAAGGGGAAGACGUCUACAAAUACCUCAAGGAAACUCGGUGGCGGAGUAAAAAAUUCAACUCAGUCGCUUUCAACUCAGACGGAACCAGAAGGCGCGUUGAUCUCGACAUCCUCAAUCUCGAUUCUAGAAGCGUCUGGGAAAAGAUUGGCGAAUGGAGCGAAGAUGGAGUGGACAUCAAGGAUAUUAUAUGGCCCGGAGGGGAACGGAAGCCACCGAAAGGAGUUCCUGAGAAAUUCAAUUUGAAGGUGACGUUCAUGGAGGAGAAACCGUUCAUCAUCGUCGGUCUACCCAAUUCUGAGACCGGUGAAUGCGAGUCUAGCAGAGCAGUGAAGUGUCGCAUCGUACCUGAAUCGCAUAUUAUCGGACACAACGACACAAUAGCCCGCCGCAAUCCCAACUUCUAUCGGUGCUGCAUGGGAUUCUGCAUUGACUUGCUGGAAAAGUUUGCCCAAGACAUCGGAUUCACGUACGAUCUCUCCAAAGUUGAGGACGGCAUGUGGGGAGUCAAGGACAAAAACGGGACUUGGAACGGGCUCAUCGCGGAACUGCUCAAUCGGCGAACUGACAUCGUCGUAACAUCGAUCAAGAUCAAUUCGGACCGUCAGGAAGCCGUCGAUUUCACGGUGCCUUUUCUCGAGACUGGGAUCGCUAUUGUGGUCGCUAAGCGCACCGGCAUUAUCUCUCCUAAGGCCUUUCUCGAGCCAUUCGAUACGAUCUCAUGGCUCCUUAUCCUGUUGGUGGGAAUUCAAGUGGCUGCAUUCUCAAUAUUCCUCUUCGAGUUUCUCUCACCGGACGGGUACGAUAUGAAAAUGAUACCGCCACGAGCUCACAAGUUCAGUCUCUUCCGGACGUACUGGCUCGUAUGGGCGGUGCUCUUCGGGGCAGCCGUAAACGUCGAUUGUCCGAAAGGCUACACAGCGCGAUUCAUGAGCAAUGUUUGGGCUAUGUUCGCCGUGGUCUUCCUCGCUAUAUACACUGCCAAUUUGGCUGCCUUCAUGAUCACCCGGGAGGAAUAUUACGACCUGACAGGCAUCGAGGAUAGGCGGCUCCGGAAUCCCACUCAGAUGGAGCCUCCCUUUCGAUUCGGAACGAUUCCCUACGGGAAUACCGAACAAGUCCUCCAACGGAAUAAGCCAACCAUGUACGAAUACAUGCGACCCUACAACAGAUCCAACGUUCAGGAAGGAAUCAAAGCCGUGAAGAAAGGAACUUUGGAUGCCUUCAUUUAUGACGCCACCGUAUUGGACUAUUUCGUCGGUCAGGAUGACGAGUGCCGACUGCUGACAGUGGGAUCUUGGUACGCCAUGACGGGAUACGGAUUCGCUCUGCCGAAGAAAUCCAAAUACCUCCAGAUGUUCAAUCGUCAAAUGAUAGAGUACCGAGAGCAUGGAGACUUAGAACGUUUACAGCGUUUCUGGUUACAAGGCGCAUGCAAACCCGACAAGAGGAAACGGAACGCGGGAAAUCCUCUGGACAUCAACCAAUUUAUGAGCGCGUUCCUCUUACUGGCAUGUGGAGUUUUGCUCACCGUUAUACUUCUGAUCCUCGAACACGUCUAUUUCAAAUACUUCAGAAAACAACUGGCGAAAGCAACCUCGGGGAGCUGCUUCGCCCUCAUAAGUCUGAGUAUGGGCAAGUCUCUCAGUUUCCGGGAUGCUGUGUACAGCGCUCAAGGAAUGCUUCUCCGCCGACAGACGGAGAGCCGCUUUCUGCAGGCCGCAGAGCACGAGCGCAUGCAAGCUGAUGUGUCUCGAUUAGCGCGAGAAUUGGAACAGGCUCGCCAGAGGAUUAGAACACUAGAAGGAGGCCGGAAGACCUGCGGAAGUUUGGAGUCGGAGCUCCCAUAUAGGCCAUCGGCUCCACCCCGCAGUACGCCGCUGUCGAUCUCUGGCAGUCAUCCCAACGUGGCGGAUAACAUGGUCGGCCUGAGGCAAGCGUCGAUUCACAGCAACUCAUCAUGUCUCGACUCGCCAACGAGGAGCUUGGCAAGACUGACAGGGAGUCACGAGGAUCUCUUGCGACAUCGGGACCUCACUCGUCCUCAGGUUCAUUGCAACGAGCCGACGGGGAGCCAAGCCCACUCGCAUUAUCAAAAGGCGAAGGCGCACAUCAUGGAAAAAGAGACCGUAUUAUGA
This is a messenger RNA of Galendromus occidentalis (western predatory mite), 3252 nucleotides long. RefSeq names its product glutamate ionotropic receptor NMDA type subunit 2 (gene Nmdar2). Gene Ontology annotation, molecular function: signaling receptor activity; ligand-gated monoatomic ion channel activity. Gene Ontology annotation, cellular component: membrane. NCBI's taxonomy places the organism in Eukaryota, Metazoa, Arthropoda, Arachnida, Mesostigmata, Phytoseiidae. The record is from RefSeq and is a predicted model, not a curated record. The coding region runs from base 1 to 3252 and encodes 1083 amino acids. The transcript is spliced from 20 exons. Gene Ontology annotation, biological process: monoatomic ion transport.